Betta splendens (Siamese fighting fish) is the source of this 3922-nucleotide messenger RNA. RefSeq names its product potassium voltage-gated channel subfamily V member 2. The transcript is spliced from 4 exons. Gene Ontology annotation, cellular component: membrane; voltage-gated potassium channel complex. The coding region runs from base 998 to 2611 and encodes 537 amino acids. Gene Ontology annotation, biological process: protein homooligomerization; potassium ion transmembrane transport. Lineage: Eukaryota; Metazoa; Chordata; Actinopteri; Anabantiformes; Osphronemidae. Gene Ontology annotation, molecular function: delayed rectifier potassium channel activity. The record is from RefSeq and is a predicted model, not a curated record.
GUUAAACUAAUAUAUUAAAAUAAUAGCAAAUUAAAUACAUUUUAAAGCUAAUAAUGUUUUACUUGAAUUUCCGGUCAUUUGGGAAAAACCACUAACACAUAUUCAUAGGUGCAAACAUGGGGCGUACCAUUAUUCUAUGAUUUGCUAAAUUUACCUGCAGUUUACGUCUGCAGGAAUAAACAGUAAGAUUAUAUUAUAUUAUGCUUAAAUCAGUAUUUUUUUUAAAUUCUUUUUUUAAUAUCGUGCUGUAGCGGUAAAUAAUUUAAUACUAUUUUACACCGUUCUUUUGAACAUUUAAAGCACAAAGACCAUCAAGCCACAUGUACAUUAUGUUACCCUUCAAAUUUCUUCUGUAUAUAGUACAAACGUUAGAACAUUUUUGGAUCAUACUCAUUCACAAAGUCAUUCUUACAAAUACAUGCUUUGCAUUAUAUUCCUUCUUGUAACAUAUUCCACUAUUUAUACUAAAUUUAAAUAGUGACUCAGAGACGAUGCUUAAUCCUGUAGAAAUGAUAAAUCUCAUAAACAUCAGUCAAGCCCAAAGAGCUUCAUUGAACCUCAUUGUGAAUGAUGAUAGCUUGGGCUCCCUUGUGUAAUCUACCUGUAGCAUCAGUAUAACCCUCCAUAGCCUUGUUAGCAAUGCAAUACUACCAUCACCCCACUCUCUCUGCCUUUGCUCCUCUUUCAGAACCCAAAGCCUUAAAUCACAGCACUAAUCCACGUGAACAGUAUUUUUAACUUGCGUUAGGACAGAAAGAACAGCAAUAGGAUUAGAGAGUCAGUGAAGAGGCUGAAUCCCUAACUCAUGCAGUUGAUCUUCUUGCACAAUGAGAGACAAGCUCAGUAGUUCGUUUUAUCUUUUUUUCCCAACCUGAAAGCAGAGGAGGACUGUGUUUUGCUUACAUGGAGAACCUUUACAGCCUUGCUGGUUUUCCUUGACUUGAUUUGAUGUGUCAAAAACCCUUUCUGCCGGCCGGUCUUCCGAGAAGCUGUCACCAUGGAGGCUAUUAAACCUAAGCUGAGAGUGCUGAAAAAGCGUCGCUCCAGCCUUUUUGCGACCAUAAAACGGGAAAUCAGCUUUGUACAAAGCAUUGAGGAACAGGAGGGCGAGUUCCCCUUUUCGCAGGACAGCUCUGUGAAACCAUGGACGUCUAUGGACAACCUCGAUGCUCCUGAUGGGAAAAAGGGUGCAAAGACCAAAUCCAAGAACGUCCCCAACCCAAGACAGUCCAACAUCGUCAAUCUUAACGUGGGUGGGAAAGUGUUCCACAUCCCCAAACAUCUGGUCCUCCGAUACCCCAAAACCAGGAUUGGUAUCCUUGCCCUCUGCAACGAUCCAGCCAAGCGUCUGACACUCUGCGAUGAUUACAAUGUGCGCAACGACGAGUUCUUUUUUGACAGGGACCCCAUGUUUUUCCACUACAUAUUUCACUUUUACUGCAGUAACGUCCUGUGGGUUAUGGACAGUCUCUGCCCGGUCAACUUCGAGGAGGAGCUGUCGUUCUGGGGACUGAAACUCAGGGAUACUCCAAGGUGCUGCCGGAUUCUGUAUGAGGAGAAACUGGAUGACAUCAGGGAGCAACUAAAGGUCAACCAGGAGCUAAUUGACGAAAUUAAGCCUCAUAAGGAUGACGAGUGCUACGAGACCAUGUUUCUUGGAGACUUUCGAAAGACCCUCUGGGACCUGAUGGAGAAUCCCUAUUCGUCACUGUCAGCCAAAGCGUUUGCUGUAUUUUCCAGUCUCUUCGUGCUUAUUUCGAUUGUUGCCAUGACAAUGAAUACGGUGAAAGAACUCAGGCAGUACCAAAUCGCUGGCAGGACCUACAUGGAAUGGAUAGAGAUUUUCUCCAUCCUGUUCUUCACCCUGGAGUACUUCCUGCGGCUGGUCACCACCUCCAACAUCAAACAUUUCGUGAGGAGUGCGCUGAACUUUGUGGACAUGGUGGCCGUCAUGCCCUACUUCAUUCAGCUCCUUUUUGAAGCGUUUAUCAUUGAUGCUGAGGACAUGAGUGCCCAGGAGGAUUUGAAGACCAUGUCGAGGGUCAGCAAAGUCAGCAAGGUGCUCAAGGUGGUCAAGCUGAUGCGCAUCUUCCGUAUCCUGAAGCUUGCCCGCCAUUCCACAGGCAUGAGGGCGUUUGGUUUCACCAUUCGCCAGUGCUCCGAGCAGGUCUGCUGCCUGUUCCUGUUUAUUGCAAUGGGCAUCUUCACCUUCUCUGCUCUGAUGCACUCUGUGGAGGUGGACCAGCCUGGGACGCCUUUUAGCAGCAUACCAGACGCCUGGUGGUGGGCAGCGGUGAGCAUCUCCACCGUGGGCUACGGCGACGUGGUGCCCAUCUCGUACCUCGGCCGCUGCGUGGCCUUCAGCUGCAUCUCCUUCGGCAUCAUCCUCAACGGCAUGCCUAUCUCCAUCCUGUUCAACAAGUUCUCCGACUACUACGCCAAGCUCAAGGAGCAGGAAUACACCUUCUCGAACAGCGAGCGCACCUUCCAGCUGCAGAAACGCCUGAAGCGCAGGUUCGGCGGCUGCAUCGAGCAGCCGCCGGACGACUCCGACGACGAGGUGCACUACCGGCCCAGCGGGAGGCAAAGCGUCCACUUGAGCGAGGACUGAGAUCCGCUGCGGACCCGCCGGACCUUGUUAACCCCAAAAGGCUUCAUCACCCGUGGCUCUGGAGGCAGGACGACCUGAUUUGCCUCCGGCUCUGAGCCGUUCUGAAGGAAUCAGUGGGAGCAACAAUAACCUGAGAUGCGCUUUGCUGUUGUGCGUGGUGCGAUGACUCACCUGUGAAAUGGACACGACGCUCCAACUACCUGUUCCCAACCAGCUGCAACUCAUUUAAACCAAAAUAUGAAAAUAGUAUUACUCACUCUCUAUUGAAAGUGCUAUUAUUGAUUUACAUUUAUUAUAUUACACUUUAAUUUUCAUUAUAGACACUCAAUAUGACUUUGACUUUGAAUCUUCUGUAAAACCUUUGAGUGGCCUGUCAAUCAUCACAUCCGACCGCUAUCCUCCAAAAAACAAAUGCACAAACAGGACUCUCUCAGAAUAACGCUUUCUACUCCACACAUGACUGGAGCCAAGCUCUACUUUGUGCCAUGCAUCAUACGCCAGCACGGUGUCAUUGUUAUAAAAAGCACGACUUCUUAUGUUUUUUGUCCAGUCAUCAGCACGCGCUUGACUGUACCUAAAUAGGAGCAGAGCCUCAGCCGGUAGCGAGCCAACGCACGAGUGUAAUUCUGCUGUUAAGGAUUACGAGGAUUUGCGCCUGCGCCUCCCGCCUGGUCAGACAAGGGCAAAAGUUAAUCGUGUCCAGUGCUAUUUUAGUGAGGAGGGAUCUGAUCAGGUGCAGUCGGCCGUGUCGAGCGAAGUCCGGCAGGAAAACUGAGAUUACACGGUGGCAGUAGUCAACCAGCAGAUUAGUAGCUGGCUCCGCCGCUGCACAGAGUGAGACCUGAGCCCGAGGCGUCCUCGGCCCCGGCUGCCGGCUGUGAUGGGCGUCGUCACGCAACUUCCUGUAAGACGUGUGUGCAAUGGCCUCUUUUCUGUGCUGUAAAUAUGCAGAGAAAGUGUUGAUUUACAGGAACAAGUAUGAAAAUAAAUUAACGUGCAGGUUUGAACUGGACCUACAUGUUGAAAUUUUAUCACUUUAAGUGUGUAUUUGUAUGACUGUGAUAAAAAUUGCAGAUUGUUUAUGAUAUAUACUUUGUGUAUUGUUGAUUUACUUUAAUUACCUUUCAGAUGUCUGUUACCCAGUUGCUGUUCAGAUAAUAAAAAUAUUUCAUCUAUUCUAUUUCUUGUUUAUGAGAUGCAUCAAAACCUACAAAGGCAACACAGGCUGGAGAUGAUGUAAAACACAGAUUAGGUUACAUAUUAAAACAUUUCCACUUCCCCUCGUAAUAGAAUAAAGCUGAAGUCUAUGUC